This is a messenger RNA of Lethenteron reissneri (Far Eastern brook lamprey), 3415 nucleotides long. Its product is annotated as RNA polymerase-associated protein RTF1 homolog. Gene Ontology annotation, molecular function: RNA polymerase II C-terminal domain phosphoserine binding; DNA binding. The record is from RefSeq and is a predicted model, not a curated record. Gene Ontology annotation, cellular component: Cdc73/Paf1 complex. Lineage: Eukaryota; Metazoa; Chordata; Hyperoartia; Petromyzontiformes; Petromyzontidae.
AACGGCAAAGCUUGGGCGCGAAAGGGCCGGGGAGAGAGAGCGAGCGAGCGAGAGGGCAUCGGAUCGCGUCGUUCGUCGCUGUCUGACGCUUCAUUAAUCCCCUCCGCCUCCUCCUCCUCCCGCCGCCGCCGCUAAUUAACCGCACGCCGAUAGAAAGCCAGCGAGGUUAAACGGCAGCAGCAGCGACGACGGCGACGUCGACGAAAACAACGAACGGCGUAAAGAUGGUGAAAAAGAGAAAAGGAAGGGUCGUGAUCGACUCGGAUAGCGACGACAGCCGCAGCGACGAGAGCAUGGACGCGGAGUGGCUCUCGCUGGCCAAGCGCAAGCGCAGUGAGCCCGAGCAGCAGAGCAGCCCUUCUCCCGUACCUCCGGCUGCCACGCCACAACCGGCGGCGGCAUCGGCGGCGGCGACGGCGGCAAAACGGUCAGACUCCUCCGACUCGGAGACGUCCGACAGCGACUUGGAGUGGACGGUCGGAGGCAACAACGCCAAGAAGAAGGGCAAGGGGAAGAGCGGCAAGAAGUCGAGUAAGAAGACGUCGGCCGUGGCCAAGACAGCGUCGGGGUCCUCCGAGGAGGAGAGUGCAGCGGAGGCGUCCGAGCCGGAGGAAGGGGAGGUGUCGGACUCGGACAGCAGCAGCGACUCGGGCUCGGGUUCGGCGAGCUCGUCCUCGUCGUCCUCAUCGUCGGAAGGGAAGGACCAGUUCCACGAUGGCUACGACGACGACCUGAUGGGCGACGCAGAGGACCGCGCGCGCCUCUCCAAGAUGACGGAGAAGGAGCGCGAGCAGGAGCUUUACAACCGCAUCGAGAAGCGCGAGGUUCUCAAGACGAGAUUCGAGAUCGAGAAGAAACUGAAAGCGAGAAAGAAGAAGGAGAAACGAAAGAAGCACGAGCAUGACCGGGAGCACAGGGAGAAGCAGAGCAAGGUGCAGGAGACACCCGUAAAGGUGAUGUCGCACAGCAAGGAGCGGCGCUCAAAGCGGGACGAGAAACUCGACAAGAAGUCCCAGGCCAUGGAGGAGCUCAAAGCCGAGCGCGAAAAGAAGAAAAACAAGACUGCGGAGCUUCUGGCACGGAAGCAGCGUCUAAACGCGAGCGACGUGUACUCUGACGAUGACGAGGAGGAAGAGGAGGAUGACAAGGCGAGCGAGAAGAGCGACCAAAGCUCCUGCUCGUCGUCCUCCUCCGAUGAGGAGGAAGAGAAGGAGGAGUCGGCGCCCAAGACGACGCUGGUGUCAUCCAAGGACGAGCUCAACCAGAUCCGGCUGUCGCGGCACAAGAUGGAGCGCUGGUGCCACAUGCCGUUCUUCGAGCGCACGGCCAUCGGCUGCUUCGUCCGCAUUGGCAUCGGCAACAACAACGCCAAGCCCGUGUACCGGGUGGCGGAGGUGACGGGCAUGAUGGAGACGGGGAAGAUCUACCAGCUGGGGACGACACGCACCAACAAGGGCCUCCGGUUACGCCACGGCAACCAGGAGCGCGUAUUCCGGCUCGAGUUCGUCUCCAAUCAGGACAUCACCGACAACGAGUUCCAGAAGUGGAAGGAAGCGAUGAUGCUGGGAGGGCUUCAGCUGCCGACCCUGGACGAAAUCAAUAAGAAGCGUCAGGACAUCAAGGUCGCCCACGAUUACAAGUUCAACGACCAGGACGUGGAGCACAUCGUCCAAGAAAAGGAUAAGUUCAGGAAAAACCCUGCCAACUACGCCAUGAAGAAAACUGAGCUGAUGAAGGAUAAGGCGAUGGCGGAGGAGGGUGGAAACGAGGACCGCGCUCGCGAGAUCCAGGACAAGAUGAACGAACUGGAGGAGCGAGCGGAGGCCCUCGAUCGCAUUCGCACAAAGAACAUCUCCGCCAUCAGCUAUAUCAACCAAAGGAAUCGAGAGUGGAACAUUGUGGAGUCGGAAAAAGCCAUGCAGGCAGAGGUUGUAAACAUGAAGAACCAGAAAAUGGACCCGUUCACUCGGAGGCAGUGCAAGCCCACCAUGGUGUCCAAUGCACGUGAUCCAGCCGUGCAGGCCGCGAUCCGGGCUCAGCUCAACGCCAAGUACGGACAGCUGGAGUCAGACAAUCCGAUCGAGAUUGGGCGAGCGUUACUCCUACAACGGGAGGCUGGGUCGGGGGGCGGAGCCAAGGAUUCCUCGGGUGCCAGGGCUCAUGGAGAUGAAUCUGACGACCUCUUCAGGGCCCAUGACUUUGACAUCAAGAUUGACCUCCAAGUCCCAAUGACAGAGUCCAAGUCAAACAGCGGCGUUUCCAAGCCACCUCCCGUGAAAGACGGCGGCCCUCGCCGUUCCCUCAACCUGGAAGAUUACAAGAAACGAAGGGGCCUCAUUUAGCCCCCCCCCCCCCACAUGCACUCCCCACACGUUGAGCCAACAACGUCGAAGAGAAGAUCAUAAUCGUAAUGACAGUGAUAAAAACAAAUAUUCAAAGUCGGUGUCUGCCUACUCAAGAUAAGCAAUGGGGGUGGGGGAGGGCAGCUCUCAACUUCGCUGGUGAUUCUGGUCCAGUGGGGUUGGUGGGCAAACGCCACGUUACCUUGGCAGGGCACAUCGAAAUUAUGUACACUGUUGAACUUGCCAUGAAGUGGACACUGAUGAUCUCCGUAGGGACGAUGGGGGUGAGUUACGGAGGCCCACUGCCCAGUUUUUGAAGUGAUGACCUUCCCGUUACAAGUUUUUGCUCGAGCCACUGUGCCACCCGGCUUGGAUGGUGAUCAUCAUAACGAUGAUUAUUAAUAAUGAGCUGUACCUUAUUCUCCAAAUGUCAACGCCCUGCCUAAUGUGUAUGGUGGAUAAACUUGUUCAUAUUAUAAAGCCUGUAACAUUCUCUUACUUUAAAGUGUGUUUAUUUUUGUUUUGGAUUGUUCUAUUUUGUAGAGAAUUCAAAUUUUUAUGUCAAAAUAGCACCCAUGGGUUAACCUCAUUUGUUUAAUUGUAUUUCUUGUACACAAGGUGUUAAAACAAAAUCUAAGCCUGCAAUAACGGCUCGGAAUUUUUUAUAUAAUUCACAAACUCCGUGCAGUUUUAUACUUAACCUAAGAAGUAUGAACGUCAUCUACAGAGGUUUUGUUCUAUAAUUUGAGUGUGUGUGUGCGCGCCCGCGUGUUUUCCCCGUGUAAAGUCCCCCUUGACUAGUAAGCUUGUAUAAUGUGAUUGCUGUAACACUCUUUGAUUGAUUCUCUAUAUUGUUCUAGUUUUGUGUCUGUGUCUUUACAAUGAGAGGGCGAGUGUGCUUUUUUUUGCGGAAUGGGCAUGUGUAUAUGGGAAACCCGCUCAUACGCACACCACGGGUGGGGAGAGGGGGAAAUGAAAUAUUCGGUGAAGAUGGGAACAUUAUGAUGGCUCUCUCGUCUUCUCUAAGCCACGUACAUAAAACUUGCUCUCUCUCUUUUUUUUUGAAAUAAAAU